AUGACGGUUUUCAGCUUGUUCAUUGUUCUGCUAUAUGGAGUUACAAUGGCUUUGGCACAAGCAGGGCUUCAGGGCUUGCCAAGAUUAAGCCAUGGAAGCUCCCUAUCUGUUGAGAAAACGAAUGACUUCCUAAUAUCCCCAAAUGGGACAUUCUCUGGUGGAUUUUACAACGUGGGAACGAAUGCCUAUUGUUUUUCAAUCUGGUUCACCAAUUCUUUGAACAAAACAGUUGUCUGGAUGGCCAACAGAGACAGUCCAGUGAACGGAAAGCAGUCGCAGCUAGAUCUCCACGGAAAUGGCAACCUGGUGUUGACUGAUGCAGAUGGCUCAAUCACAUGGUCAACCAAUACAUUUUCGGAUGCAAUUGUGGAAGCUCGGCUUCUUGAAACCGGAAAUCUGAUACUGAUCAACCAAGCAGAGGAGAUCAUCUGGCAGAGUUUUUAUUUCCCUACAGACACUCUCCUUCCAGGUCAAAUACUGUCCAAGAACAUAACCUUGGUCUCUAUGAGGAAUCGAGGUACAUACUUUUCUGGAUUCUACAACUUCAAAUUUGAUGAUAACAAUGUAUUAGACCUCAUAUACAAUGGUCCUCUGGUUUCAAGUAUCUAUUUGCCAAGUACAGCAAUAUCUGUUUUCGAUAGUGGCAGAACACCCUACAACAGUUCCAGAUCAGCAUUCGUUAACAGCUGGGGGCAGUUUAUAUCAAGUGACAAUUUUAUUUUCUAUGCCUCUGAUUAUGGGGUUGGUCCCAAACGACGCUUAACAUUAGAUUAUGAUGGGAUUUUGAGAUUGUAUAGCUUAGAUGAUUCAACUGGGCUUUGGGAAAUCUCAUGGUUACCUGGUGGCUUAAGUCCUUGUCAGGUUCACGGGUUAUGUGGACCAAAUGGUGUUUGCAGUUACAAUCCCCUACCUACUUGCACUUGCCCUCAUGGUUUUGAUAGAAAUGAUCCUUCAGAUUGGUCUAAAGGUUGCUCACCUCGAUUCAAUCUGACUUGUGAUCCACUUGCAUGGGAUUUCAUUGAGCUUCAGUAUACAGAUUACUUUGGAUAUGACAUGGACUUCUAUGGUCGUAACAUGACCUUUGAAGCAUGCAGGAAUGCCUGCCUGAGCGAUUGCAAAUGUGCAGGCUUUGGAUAUGCACUGGAUGGUCUAGGACAGUGCUUCCCCAAAAGUACUCUCCUGAAUGGUUUUAGCAUGCCAAGUUCUACCCAAAUCAUGCAUUUAAAAGUCCCAAGAGCCAUGGUGAUCUCUCAGGCGGAACAAAGGCAGGUAAAAACAAAUGACUUGAACUGCUCAAAUACCGAAAUUGUAUUCAGGGGCGACGAUGCUGAUGGAGAAAAUAACAACAGAAAUGGGUAUAUGAAAUACUUAAUUGCAUUUGUAGGUUCAUUUGGAGUAUUUGAAAUGAUUUGCAUUGGUUUAGGCUGGUGGUACGUCUUUCGAAAACACGCCAAUGAGCAGGUGAUAAACAUGGGCUACACUGUACUGGCUAUGGGUUUCAAACGUUUCACUUUCGCAGAACUAAAGAAGGCAACUCAGAACUUCAACCAAGAAAUAGGAAAGGGGGGCUUUGGAACAGUCUACAAAGGCAUUUUGGACAACGAGAGAGUUGUAGCUGUGAAGAGAUUGGAAGGCAUUUUGCAAGGAGAUACAGAAUUUUGGGCAGAGAACAUAUUGUUAGAUGAUCAUCUUGAGCCUAAGGUGACUGAUUUUGGUAUGUCAAAGCUUUUCAAACGCAACCAUGACAUGAUGUUUUCUAGAGUCCGUGGCACAAGAGGUUAUCUAGCCCCGGAAUGGAUGAUGAACCUAAGUAUUAAUGCAAAGGCUGACGUCUACAGUUUUGGCGUCGUCUUGUUGGAAUUACUGACUGGGAAGAGUGCAUCUAGUUUCCAGUGGACUGGAGUCGAGGAGAAAGUGUAUAAUGACAUGGAACAAUGGGCGAAGCAUACGAUUAAACAAGAGGGGCCUAAGGGAAUAAUUGACCAGAGAUUGAAUGAUGAAUAUGAUACUGAGGAGGUUGAAAGAUUAAUAGAAGUUGCAUUGUUGUGUUUGGGAGAAGAUCGGAGUACCAGGCCACCUAUGAGUAAGGUGUUGGAGCUUCUAGUUGAGUGUGAUAAGUCAAACACAAAGUGA
Ilex paraguariensis (yerba mate) is the source of this 2133-nucleotide messenger RNA. Lineage: Eukaryota; Viridiplantae; Streptophyta; Magnoliopsida; Aquifoliales; Aquifoliaceae. The record is from the annotation of a GenBank genome assembly.